UAAAGAGAAGAUAUGAACUUGUGAUAUGUAAGUUUUUCUUCCGCGACAUACCAUAAUUUUGUUCAUAACACACAUAUUUAUUUCAGUUUACCUUUUAGUGCACUUUUUUUGGCUAGUCUCAACCUCCAUUUGAUCCCCAAACUAAUUAGAUUAGACAAAGAAUUACAUUACUACAAACAUUCCUAAAAAAAUUGUGAGAUAGAAAUGACACAUAACCCAUAAUAUAAUUAAGAAAAACCAGUGAAGAAAUGAAGAAAAACAGUAUAUGUAAAAUGAGUAAAAAAAAAUAAAGAAAAUAAUGGUGAACAUGAGCGCAAAUGUGAAGUUAAACAAUAUGAGAAGCCUUUGACCCAAAAAGAAAAAAACCAAUAUGAGAAGAAAAGAAAACAGAGAAAAAAGACAAAGAGUAGGAACAAUAUGUAAGUUUCGGUUUCGAUUUCAAUUUGAGAGAUAAGUUGAACCUAAUCGAACCGUGCCCACCUCUACAUAUGCUUAGAGCUAGAUAAUGGUAUUUUUGAUAAAUUCUUUCAAGUGCCCAUUUUUAUAGUGUGGACCUGUUUGUGCAGUUUAAUAUGUGUUCUCUCAAAAACACACCAAAAAAAAAAAAAAAAGAGUGUGUCACCUGAAACGGCACCGUGUAAUUCAAAAGAGUCUCAUUAAAAAUUAGGGCAGAGGACGACCUUCUGCUUAACGAAUACCUGAGCUGCUCAAGAACUUCUGAUCGUCUCUCUCCUUCUGUUCACCGUUACUCUCGUCGUCGCCUCCCGAACUCCUUUUCUUUUUCUUCAAUUAUCCGUGAAUUUUUACAAUCUUAUCCCUUGAACUCCGUUUGGCUGCUGAGAAACUGCUGGAGAGAAAAAUUUGAAGAGUUUUUCCAAGUCAAAUUAACCUCAAAUCGAAACCUUCACCUCGUCUCUCACUUUCCGUUGUUUCUCCGUAUUGAAAUGAAACGGCGAAUUGAGUGCCUAGCAGCAAUGCUCUAGCAAAUGUAAAUCGGUUUUCGUUUUGGCAAUGGACGUCAAGGCUUUAGCGAAAUCAAAUAGGGCUCACGCUCAGCGCCAUAGUAAAAAGCAUCAUCCAAAUCAGAAAGCAAAAGCUCCGGCGGUAGAUGGCGGGAAGGCAAGCGACGCCGGACCUGCAAAGAAGCCAUUGGGCAAGCAAGUUAAGGAGAAAACAAAUCCUACACAUGGUGCCUCUGCACUCCCCACGAAUUGGGAUCGUUACGAGGAAGAAUUCGAAGCAGGUUCCGAAGAGCCAGCAAGUGAUGGGCUGAAUAGAGCCCCUGAUGUUGCUGUGCCAAUGAGUAAAGGUGCAGACUAUCGUCAUCUGAUUGCCGAGGCUCAGGCUCAGUCUGAGCUAACCAUUUAUUCAGACCCAUUUCCUUCCUUGGAUAAUGUUCUACCUGGGGACUGGAAUGAGGGGAUAGGAUCUAUGCUUUCAGUCAGGGGUGAGAGUAUUCUAUCGAGGAUUGGAGAUGAUAAUUUUGUUGUGGAGGAUAAGACUGCUGCACAUCAUGAGGUGUCAUUUCUCUCCUUGAAUUUGCAUGCUCUUGCAGAACAACUGGAAAAGAUAGCCUUACCCGAAAGGCUUUUCGUCGAAGCAGAACUAUUGCCACCAGAGCUGCAUGUGGAGGGACAAGAGGCGACCUGCAGUCAGUCCUCUGACCCGAUGCAAGCAACAUGUAAUGAGGAAGCAACCCGAGGAAUGCCUGAAGAAUCAAUUUCAGAGAAGGUCCAGGUUGCUGAUCAUGAUAUUGAGAUUACAAUGUCUGGUUCAACCGGAAGUGGCCAUCCAGACCUAAUCUUGCCUAACCUAGGAUCAGUUUCCGCGAUUCAGGGUAAUAUCGAUCCAAGUAAACUUGGCAAAUCUGAUUAUCAAAGCAAAUUAUCAGAGUCCGAAACACAAUUCAGUGUGAAAUCAUUUGAGGCAUCAACUGCAGAGGCAGAACUGGAUAUGCUUCUUGACUCAUUUGGUGAGACCAAGAUAAAUGAUUCAUCUGGCUUCAGUUCUGUUAAAACUGUUUCAGUACAAGAAGCGGCUUUCAUGGCUCCACUUCAACUUCCGAGAAAAGCCCCAGAUUCAUCGGUACUCAUGACUGCUAACUUUGAUGAUGAGCUUGACGACUUGAUAAAUGAAACAUCCAUACAGAUCAGACAAAGUGGUCCAUCUCAUGCCCAGAAAGAAAGGGCUGUCCAUGAAUUUCGAUCAUCCCAUUCCGGAACAAAGUCCGAAGAACAGGAUGAUUUUGAUAAUUGGUUGGAUACUAUUUGAUUAUGUUAAACUAGAAAUCCACAAUAUGUAACCUUGUACUUGGUUGUUCCAAUCGGUUUACUUUUCCAAUC
Molecule: messenger RNA, 2342 nt
Organism: Prunus persica (peach)
Lineage: Eukaryota; Viridiplantae; Streptophyta; Magnoliopsida; Rosales; Rosaceae
Exons: 5
Coding region: 1012-2271 (419 amino acids)
Source: RefSeq, a predicted model, not a curated record